AUGAUAUUUCCGAAUAUACCAGAUUCCGGAAACUAUAACAUUACAAGGAAAUGUUUAUUCCGGAAAUAUUAUUUUAUAUUUUCCGGAAAACACAAUUCUGAUUAUAAAAUUAAUUCUGAUUUUUAUAGCUGGCAAACAACUAUCCAACGAUUAAAAAUUGCAGCAGAACAAAGAAAUACAAAAAAGGCAGAGAGGAAUAAUAAAAGAAAACUUAAGAGACAACUCUCCUCAGAACAAGAAAGGCGAUCGUUUGAUUCACCCAAAGAAAUAAUUGACGAUUCUGAUGAACUCGAAAAUUUAGGGCAAUUAUUAACUCAAGACAAUCGUCGUGACAAACUUAAACAAAUCAUUAAACGCCAAAAACACAAAAAAUCGGCAGAAGCACAACAUGUUGAUAAAUUCAUUAAUUUAGUUAAGCAAGGGGUAAAACUUGGAUUUACCCUUGCUGGGGAAAAUACAACUGGUUGGGAGGAUAAAAAUAUGCGCUUAAUUUCGCCUAGAUUUAUGAGCAUUGUUGCUGAGGAUGAGAUUGCUGCAGAGAAUGAAACGGUGAAUAUGAGGGAGUAGGGUUUUCCGGAAAAUAUUAAUUUGUAUAUUAUUAUGGAUUCCG
Messenger RNA from Meloidogyne enterolobii, 610 nucleotides. The record is from the annotation of a GenBank genome assembly. Lineage: Eukaryota; Metazoa; Nematoda; Chromadorea; Rhabditida; Meloidogynidae.